Messenger RNA from Biomphalaria glabrata, 1811 nucleotides. RefSeq lists its product as uncharacterized. The transcript is spliced from 5 exons. NCBI's taxonomy places the organism in Eukaryota, Metazoa, Mollusca, Gastropoda, Planorbidae. The record is from RefSeq and is a predicted model, not a curated record. Bases 299 to 1438 code for a protein of 379 amino acids.
UAAUUAUAAUCUAGAUAUAAUUCUAGAUUUAAAUCAUAGUAAAUCUAGCCUCUAGCUAGAUCUAGUCAAUCUAGACCUAGAAUUCUAGAUCAGAAAUCUAGAUAGUAGACCUAGAUCUAGAUAGAUAUAGUUAUAGAUCUAGUAUACUUAUACUCAUUUAACUUAUAUUUAUACUAUUCUAGACCUAGAGUCUAGAGGCACUAGUGACUAGGAGGCAUUAAAUAUAUUAAGUAUCAUUAAGUAUUAAGCCUUAAUCUUAUCUAAGACUAAGACAAGAAUCAAUAUCAAGUAUCAAAGUAUGAAUUCCACCUACUGUUCUGCAGCUUUCUCAUGGAAGCAAGACAAAUCACUUUCUAAAAUUAUUAGUUGCAGUUUUGAUCCACCUAAUCAUGAAUUUCAUGAGUAUUCACGCUUGUUAAGUCUUGAAGCAGUACUUGAUGACCAAAUCACACUAAGUCAAAGUGAUGAAGUAAAUUCAGAAAAUUGUGUUUUAAAUUUGGUUUGUUCAAAACAUUGUUUGUCAAAAAUUAAUGGAAUCUGCAUAGUUAGUGAAUCAAGAACUUUGGAGAUUAGUAACUAUACUGGAGGAUAUUUGUGUACCAUUAGAGGUUCUGAGUUAAGCAACAAUGCAGAUAGUUCAAGAUGUGAAAAUCAAAAGUUAUAUCUUUCCAGAUGCUCUUUUGAAGACAGUUACAAAGACCUAUCUAUUAAGUUUUUAUCCCUUGGUGGAAGGACAUCAUUUACCUUACAAUCCAUCAUAGUCUUUUUAACCGAAAGCAAUGAUGAUGCUAGCUUUAGCAAGGGAACAUUUGAUAUUCACAAACUACAAAAAGAAAUUGAACUUAUGGGUGACACUGUCUCACACAAAGCAAGAGACUUUCUUAAAACAAUGCAGCAGUUUGAACAAAAUAGAAUAAAAACACAAGGACAAAUAGAGAAAUUACAAUCUCAGCCUUUCAGCUUACUAAGUCAACAUUUAUCCAGUGAGAGUUUGUCUGGCAUGGCUAAUGGUAUACUAGGCUUUGAUGCAGCAUUGCAACAGGACAACUCAUUUUUCAAUGGUAGUCUGGGGCCUGACUUUUAUGCUCUUCUACAAGUUGCAUGUGGCAGUGUUUCAAAGAAAAGAGAGGAAGGUGUAGUAAAAAAAUUAUCAUGUCAAACACCAGAUUCUGGCACUGGUGGUAGUUUUUCACCAACAUGCAGUUCCAAAGAUGGUGAAGAUUAUUCUUUAUUCCUGUCCAAAGACCAUUUACAACUGCUUGGCAUAGUUGAUGAAAAAGUAAAUAAAGUCAAAAUGGAGUUUCAUGAUGCUCUGCUUAAAACCAAGGAAGAAUUCAAUCAGAAUUUAGAAACUACAAAAAAUGAACUAAAUCAGAAAUUGGAUUUAAUAUUGAAACUGCUCAAUAGUUCAAAUGAUUUGAAUGGUGAAAAGGGGUGAUAAAAUUAUGCCAAAUAAUAUUGUAUGUCUGUAGUGUAAAUGACAAAGUAUUAAUAGCUAACUAUGAUCAUACAAGUGUACAUUAUAAGUAAACAAAUGUAUAUCUGUGGCAUUUUACAUAUUUACUUAUGGAAUGCUAGAAUGAUAUUUGUUGGUUGUACUUUUAUUUGUAAAUAUAUUUAUUGUUUGAAUGAUGAAAGGGAUUAAACAAAUUCUAGAUCUAUGCAGUAGUUUUUAAAAAAUGCAAAAUAUUUUAUUCAAACUGGAAGAGGUUAAAAAAAAAAAGGAAAUAUCUUAAAAAAGAAAAAGGGGUAGGCUAAUUUGUACUUAACUAAAAGAUUGAAGGUAAAAAAAAAUAAACACACACACAGAC